This is a messenger RNA of Acinonyx jubatus (cheetah), 2643 nucleotides long. It is a transcript of the gene LUC7L2, whose product is annotated as LUC7 like 2, pre-mRNA splicing factor. Gene Ontology annotation, cellular component: U2-type prespliceosome; U1 snRNP. Gene Ontology annotation, biological process: mRNA splice site recognition. The transcript has 12 exons. Gene Ontology annotation, molecular function: mRNA binding. NCBI's taxonomy places the organism in Eukaryota, Metazoa, Chordata, Mammalia, Carnivora, Felidae. Bases 554 to 1780 code for a protein of 408 amino acids. The record is from RefSeq and is a predicted model, not a curated record.
GAGCAAAUACAGUUGGACGCCAGUUGGUGGAGCCCCCGCGGGAAACAACUAAGCGCGAGGAGCGUGCGCGCUCACGUCCCGGCGACGGUGGCGGCGAGCGGCGUCAGAGCUUGAAGGGGGGGCUGACGGCUUCUGGCGGGUGGCGGUGCUGGAGGCGAGAGCUUGCUUAGCCCGUAACGCUUCUGUCCCAGGACCAGACGGAGAGUGAGGGAACGAGGGUUGCUUUCGGGGGCUGCUGCUUUCCACUUACGCAUCGUCGUGAGGAGCGCAGCCCGGACUCUCCUACUACAAGCCCUCCAGCUCCCUUUCCACACGCCUCGAGGCGGCGGCGGCGGCAACUGAGACAGCGUCUCACCUUCCCCCACCCCUUCCCCUGUCCCCCCCGCCCGAAAGGGCCCGGUCUGCGCCCCACCCCCGCCCGCCCGCCCGCUUGCUACGCCGCCGCCAUGUCGGCGCAGGCCCAGAUGCGCGCGAUGCUGGACCAGUUGAUGGGCACCUCCCGGGACGGGCCCUGGUGGUGGCAACCGCCUGUGUGCCACUGAAAAUCGUGCCGAUGCCUGGCAUACUGCAUAAAUGGAAGCAGGGUACCGCGUUCAAUGUAUCUAUGCCUGCCUACUUCAAUCUGCAAGGGAGUGUCAGAAAGGCCCCGCAUUCGCCGAGCCGAGAUACUACUCGCCAACGAAUCAAAUUCAGUGAUGACCGAGUGUGCAAGAGUCACCUUCUCAACUGUUGCCCCCAUGAUGUCCUCUCUGGAACUAGAAUGGAUCUUGGAGAGUGUCUCAAAGUCCAUGACCUGGCUUUAAGAGCAGAUUAUGAAAUUGCAUCCAAAGAACAAGAUUUUUUCUUUGAACUUGAUGCUAUGGAUCAUCUGCAGUCAUUCAUUGCAGAUUGUGAUCGAAGAACAGAAGUGGCCAAGAAAAGAUUAGCAGAAACUCAAGAAGAGAUUAGUGCUGAAGUGGCCGCAAAGGCAGAACGUGUUCAUGAAUUAAAUGAAGAAAUUGGUAAGUUGUUGGCCAAGGUGGAACAACUAGGAGCUGAGGGAAAUGUGGAAGAAUCCCAAAAAGUAAUGGAUGAAGUAGAGAAAGCACGGGCAAAGAAAAGAGAAGCAGAGGAAGUUUAUAGGAAUUCUAUGCCGGCUUCCAGUUUCCAACAACAGAAACUUCGAGUCUGUGAAGUCUGCUCUGCCUAUUUAGGUCUUCAUGAUAAUGAUAGACGACUGGCUGAUCAUUUUGGGGGUAAACUGCACCUGGGAUUUAUUGAAAUAAGAGAGAAACUUGAAGAAUUAAAGAGAGUUGUAGCUGAGAAACAAGAGAAAAGAAAUCAGGAACGCCUGAAACGAAGAGAAGAAAGAGAGAGAGAAGAAAGGGAGAAGCUGAGGAGGUCUCGAUCACAUAGCAAGAAUCCCAAAAGGUCCAGGUCCAGAGAGCAUCGCAGACACCGGUCUCGCUCCAUGUCACGGGAACGGAAGAGGAGAACUCGCUCCAAAUCUCGGGAGAAACGCCAUCGCCACAGAUCCCGCUCUAGCAGCCGAAGCCGCAGCCGUAGCCACCAGCGAAGUGGGCACAGUUCUAGAGACAGGAGCAGAGAGCGAUCCAGGAGGAGAUCCUCAAAAGAAAGAUUCAGAGACCAAGACUUAGCAUCACGUGACAGAGACAGGAAUUCAAGAGACAGAUCACCUCGUGACAGAGACCGAAAAGAUAAGAAGCGGUCCUAUGAGAGCGCUAAUGGCAGAUCAGAAGACAGGAGGAGCUCUGAAGAGCGCGAAGCAGGGGAGAUAUAAUUAGCUGUGUACAUAUCCUCAAUCCUUAAGCUUCCUAUGGAGUUACAUACUAUUGUUUAGUUUACAGCUUUUGGGGGUUACAGUGAGCAGUUCCAGACUCCAAUCCAAAUAGGCUAGAUGCACAGUAUCUAACUCGAUCUGAACUGAACUUGUUUUCCCUGAUGAAGCCUAAAACUACAUCCAUAGUUUCUGGUGAACCUGUAAUGCGAUUCUGAAAGUACAGUUUUAUAUAAUAAGAUGCCGAUAUCUUUAUUCUUUCUAGUAGGAGUGAUAGUGAACGAAUUGUGUUGCUUGCCUUGGGAAUUUUUGAACAUUUGUAAAAUGCUGUCUUCCUUUCUAGUCCACAAACAACAGCUUUCAGAAUUUUUCUUUUUAAUUCUUCUUCCUCUGACUUUUGUAUCCCCUAGUACCUCCACCCUCUAAUUAUAGGAGAAAGGGGGAGCAGGGAAGCAAUAUGACUUCUGUUCUAAGGUUCUGUUCCCAUUAUUAUGAGCUGAUUACAGAGCAUUUAUACUGGAAAGUGUGCUGGAGAAAUUUCAAUACCCGGAGUUUUUGUUUUGUUUUACAGUGCCUAUUUAGAGUUGGAAGUUGAACAGCCUGUUGCAUCACAUACUUUGCUUUUUUAUUGAAAUUUUGAAAUCCAACAUGUCUUGAUUUUUCUGUUCUAUUGAAUUGCUAUGUUCAGGAUGUUUUGAAAAGGGGGGUGGGGCAGGGACUCUUUCAUAAGCACUUGUUUUAUUUUGUGUGUGUGUGUGUGUGUGGAGUAUAAAGGCUACAACCUUAUUGUAAAAAAUAAUAAAAUGAAACAAUCACCACCACCAUCAUUAAACUGUAACUUGUCUAGUAAAUUGUCACUAGAACUA